AUGUCCAUGGACACGAUGCAGGCUCCUGGACAAUACCAUCAGUUGACAACUACUUCUACAUAUCCAUCGCCCGGCGAUGGUCAGUACGAUGAUCAACAGGAUCCAGAGGUAGAGGGCUAUUACCAUGAUCAACCUUACUAUCCUACACACCAUACGAGUGAGGACUCGAGAUAUGACACUCAAGCACAAGACCCUCCCAUCAUUACCUCCCCAUACAAUGCGCAAAGUACAGUCCUUCCUUAUCACUUCCGAAAUCAAUCCGCGGCACAUGAUCAAUACGAUGGCCCACCCAUACCACCUCCUAGGACUUCCUCGCAGUACCACAAUUCGUCUCGCAAUCCAGAUACGAGAGGUGCGACAACGAGACAGGCAAGGCAGGCUCCUUCGGAGUCACGGGUCGGUCGAGUUCAGAAUCGCGUCGGAGAUUACAAUGAGGAGCCGCGAGAUAGGCCGCGGGAUGAUACAGCUACAGCUGCUGCAGCUGCUGCACGUAGCCGAAGAAAAGGGCCCUCCAGCCCUGAUGGCCCGCAUCGAGCCGCAAGCACAAGAGAAAGAAGUCAGCAUACCUCUCCUUCUCAAAGUCGCUCCGAAGCUACCAUGCUCCCUCCCACAGCACCUGCACCACUGGUGCGCGAGUACAGCGAGGUGAUCAAUCGCCUCGUGGUGUCGGAUCCCCAAGUUGACGCCGAACGACUAAAAGAAAGAGUCGAAGAAGCCCGACCUGAUCCAAUUGGCGCAGACUCUGCCAAAGCCGAUGAAACAUCCGACGAUGUGCUCCCUGCCCCCGGCCCCGCGCGCCGACAGGACUAUUCCAAAGCUCGAAGGAAGGAGGUCCAGUUUGGUGACUACAUGCUCGGACAGACUCUAGGCGAAGGCGAGUUUGGGAAAGUCAAGUUAGGGUGGAAGAAGGAUGGAAGCACUCAAGUUGCCAUCAAACUCAUUAGAAGGGAAACGGUCGCUUCCAACCCGACGCGGCUCCCCAAAAUAUACCGCGAAAUUUCCAUCCUACGUGAUUUGGCACACCCCAACAUCGUCCGACUUCACGAGAUGGUGGAGACCGAACGACAUAUUGGCAUCAUCCUGGAAUACGCGUCUGGUGGCGAGCUUUUCGACUACAUUCUGAACCACCGAUAUCUCAAAGACCCCGCGGCCAGAAGAUUGUUCGCCCAACUUGUCUCAGGCGUAGGGUACUUGCACAAGAAAGGCAUUGUCCACCGAGAUCUGAAAUUGGAAAACCUGCUUUUGGACCAAAACCGAAACAUCAUCAUCACGGAUUUCGGCUUUGCCAAUACCUUCGAUCCGAAGGACGAGCUUUCGGAUGAGAUUGAAUACAACCUCGGCAACAGGGAGUUUGUACGGAAAUUCAAACUGGAUCGACUGGACGCGCGUGGAAUGCGGCGAGGCGACUUGAUGCAGACCAGCUGCGGGAGUCCUUGUUACGCAGCUCCAGAAUUGGUCGUGAGCGAUUCCCUGUAUACGGGUAGAAAGGUGGAUGUCUGGAGUUGCGGCGUUAUUCUGUAUGCCAUGUUGGCCGGUUACCUCCCCUUUGAUGAUGACCCUGCCAACCCCGAGGGUGAUAACAUCAAUCUCCUCUACAAGUACAUUACGACCACGCCAUUGACCUUUCCGGAGUAUGUCACACCUCAUGCAAGAGAUCUUCUACGUCGGAUUCUUGUCCCAGAUCCUCGAAAGCGAGCCGACUUGUUUGAGGUUGCUCGUCACAGCUGGUUAAGUGAGUUCCAUCACGUGGUGUCACAUAUCACCAGCAGUACUACGAACGUCGCCGAUAUUGCACACACCACUGUUCCAGCUGAAGACGAGCCACCUGCACUGAAUCGGAGCGCAUCUGUGCGGGAAGGCCCAUCCAGAACUGGGGCAUCCCCCGGUGCCCUUGGCCGUACUCCCGAAGGACUGCCGCAGGACAUCGAAGAGGUCUCCACUGGGUCUCGUCGCGAUCGAACUGCUCGACAUACUCUACAGCCAGAGUAUGUACCGCCUCAGACACAUACGGCUCGUGUGCAAGGCUCUGCGGGUGUGGCUCCGGCGACGAGCAACGCGCGGGCGGACGAGGCAUCUGCACUUGCCUCCACGCAGCCGUCGUCUCUGUCUAAAGCCUUACCCCAAGAUCCGCCACUCGAAAGUGCGCAGAGACGACAGGCAUCCGCGCACGAAAAGAUGUCACCGCCGGUCCGACCUGCUCGCGACAUUCCAAGAUCCGUCUCCGAUUCCACGAGCGCUUUUGGUGCAAGCCCCCCUAUAACGCAAGGAGGUCAAUACGUGACCAGACCAAGCACGCAAGGAUCCAUGACAUCUGCCAGCGGUCCUACCACCCGGUCCGAUCUUCGCUUGCCAUCUCGCGGAUCCUACGGCCAGCCCGUGGCGCCUACCGUUGCGGCAACUAACGUGCAGGGUCGUGUCACACAGCCUACGAAGCCCGUCCGAGGGUACAACAUUUCUGGCCCUCUUCCUCAGACAGGAGCACAAAACUCGAUAGGCCAACCAAUGACGACGCCGAUGCCGCAGCCGAGCCCACCGGUCUCGCAGAAAGCCAAUCAUCACAGACGAUCGAGCACCCUGAGCGGACUGGGAGAGCGACUGUUCGGCAGAUCAAACUCGGUGGUGAAGAAAGAUGCCGAGCGACAAAAGAAUGGUCGCAAAUAUCCUCCUACGAGUAUGAGAGAAUAUCCCCCCGAGACGCAACCGCGCAUGUCCACAGAUUCCAAGCGAUCGUUCUCAUUUGGACUUGGAAAGAAAAGAAGUACGGAUUUGGAGAACCAUGGGCAGACGGAAAAGCCGGUACGACGAUUUUCACUUCUUCCUAACUCGCUUUCUUUCAAGGGCCUGAUGGGUGGUUCAAAGGACGAACCGACCGUGACACCCGGUACUCCCCAAGGCGAUUCAUACGGCCAACCCUCCUCCAGCCGCCCGACAACCGGCCAAGAGUACACGGGUCCGCAGGUGACCAACACGGACGGCCAGCAAGAUGGAUCGAGACCAGUAGCGUACAACAAUUAUUCUCGGCCACCUCAGUCAGUGUAUCAACCUCAGAGAGGUGUGAAUCCACAGCCUUCGCAAGACGUGUAUGGAGGAACCGGGGUAUAUUCGCCUCCAGGCCAAGGACGCGCCCACCACCGUCAACAGAGUGAGCCCCUGUCUCGUAUGAUGGGCCAGUAUCCGGAAAUGGCGGAAGCUCCCGGCCGGGCGUCGAUGCAGCAGGGACGACAAGGGAGGGUAGUGCUGGUGAAGAACAACCGAAGGUUUGCUGAUGCUUACGAUCGCGAUCACGGACCUACUCAUCACAGCGGGCGUUCUGGAGCGGUGAAGAAGGUACAGGACUUCUUCCGUCGUCGACGUGCUCCUGGAGAUGCGUGA
Molecule: messenger RNA, 3372 nt
Organism: Capronia coronata CBS 617.96
Lineage: Eukaryota; Fungi; Ascomycota; Eurotiomycetes; Chaetothyriales; Herpotrichiellaceae
Product: CAMK/CAMKL/KIN4 protein kinase
Exons: 4
Coding region: 1-3372 (1123 amino acids)
Biological process (GO): protein phosphorylation; intracellular signal transduction; microtubule cytoskeleton organization
Cellular component (GO): cytoplasm
Molecular function (GO): ATP binding; protein serine/threonine kinase activity; tau-protein kinase activity
Source: RefSeq, a predicted model, not a curated record